Molecule: messenger RNA, 1440 nt
Organism: Phialemonium atrogriseum
Lineage: Eukaryota; Fungi; Ascomycota; Sordariomycetes; Cephalothecales; Cephalothecaceae
Product: NAD(P)-binding protein
Exons: 2
Coding region: 179-1150 (323 amino acids)
Molecular function (GO): oxidoreductase activity
Source: RefSeq, a predicted model, not a curated record
GCAUGUCUCCUAACUCCUUUUAACGCCGCGAUUUGCAAUCUUAAUGCCUUUUAUCUCGGGGGGCAUGUAAUUCUAUUAUAAUAUUCAGCGUUUCUUCCCGGCUUUCUUUCUCCUCUCCAGCUUGCAAUUAAUUUACUAAACUACCUACCUUUCAUUUAAUUCCUGACUGCCUUUCACCAUGGCUCCCACCAGUCCCAUCAAGAACGUCGCCAUUGUUGGCGCUACUGGCCGAGUUGGCGGUGCGUUUGCGGAGGCGCUGGCCAAGACCGGCAAACACACCGUCACGGCCCUGACUCGUGCAGGCAGCACAGGCACCCUGCCCGAGGGCGUCAACAAGGUCGAAGUCGAUUACGACAGCGAGGAGUCCGUCGUCGCAGCUCUUCGGGGUCAAGAGUUCUUUAUCAUCACCCUUUCCGUGCAGGCGGCUCCCGAUGCCCACGCGAAGCUCGUCCAGGCAGCAGGCAAGGCAGGCGUUCCCUACAUCAUGCCCAACCUCUACGGGAAUGACUACCGCCACGAAAGCCUCGGCGACACGGACUGGAGCAAGACCCAUUAUGCAGAGAAGAUUGCCCAAGUCGAGAGCACCGGCGUGUCGUCGUACAUCGCCAUGGUGUGCGGCUUCUGGUAUGAGUGGAGCCUGGCCCUGGGCGAGGUCACAUUUGGCUUUGACAUCAAGGACAGGAAGGUCAUAUUCUUCGACAACGGAAACACCGUCAUCACCGUCAGUACCUGGGACCAGUGCGGUCGUGCCGUGGCCGCGCUGCUGAGCCUGCCCGAGAGCGGUGCGUCGCCGUCGGUGGCGGACUGGAAAAACAAGCCCCUCUACAUCUCGAGCUUCCGGGUCAGCCAGCGUGACAUGCUGGACAGCCUCCAUCGCGUCCUCGGCACCACGGAUAAGGACUGGGAGAUCACGCACGAGUCGUCUGAGAAGCGGUUCAGGGAUGGGUUGGAGGAGCAGGCCCGCGGCAGCCGUCAGGGUUUCGCCAAGGCGUUGUACUCGCCCAUCUUCUUCCCCGACGGCCGCGGCGACUAUGAGACAAACCAAGGUGUGUCUAACAAGCUGCUUGGCUUGCCGAAGGAGAGUCUUGAUGAGGCCACGAAGAGGGUGGUGGAGAUGGUUGAGAGCGGCUGGAACCCUUUUAGUACCUGAGAGCAAUGGCGAGUAGUUAUCUUCGAAUCUAGGUAGGUACUAAUUAUUGUCAGUGUUGUAAUUACUGUGCCAUCUUUCGUGCCAGCCCCGGGGGGGCAGAAUGUCGUUCACUUGGGGGGACUGGAUCUAAUUAGCACAAAUAGCGAACUUGCAUUAAUUAGAAAAUGUGAAUUUUGGAGGACAGUGAUAGACAGUUGGACUUGAGAUGUCUUCAAGCGUUCCCCCUCUUUUGAGUCGAGGACUAAUUUAUUAAUUACUAGAUAAUUAAUAGCAGAGAUCACACUAGAGGG